AACGCCAGCCCGCCAGAUAGAUUGACAACCCAACCCCCCAAAGCCAAAGGUAAAAAUCCCUUCACUUUCCCAUAACCUGUUAACGUAGGCUAUGGUGUCAACUACGCCGCUUUACCCAUCACGCUCACCUCUCUACCAACCACCCUAAAAUUAAAUCACAGCCCCAGGAAACAAUGAUGGGUUCGGUUUUCCUGGCCCUUCUCCUACCGUGCGCCGGCACAGGCGUGGUGUUCAUAAUCUACAUCUGCCUCUUAUGGCACACGGCGAACCGCCAGAGUGAGCCACCGUUAUCAGUCAAGCCAGUGGCCAAUGACGGGCUGUCGGCGUCGGAGCUGGACAAGCUGCCCAAGGUGACCGGGAAAGAGCUGGUGUUGGGGACGGAGUGCGCAGUUUGUCUUGAAGAGAUUGAGAGUCGGCAACCGGCUAGACUGAUUCCCGGUUGCCACCACGGGUUCCAUGUACAAUGUGCGGACACCUGGCUUUCUAAGCACUCGGUGUGUCCGGUCUGCAGGGCGGAGCUUGAGCCUCAGCUCUUCAAUGCCCCUGAAAAUCCAUGCUAAAUAAGAAGUUUGAAUUAAUGUUUUUUGUUUUCUGUUAUUCAUUAAUUUUUGGUGGUAAGUAGGGUAAUUAGCUGCUUAAUCUGGCAAAUCUCCGCCAAUUUCGUCCCAGAUGAGCUGGUGGGAAGUGGUGGCAAGCUGGCGACUGUUGGGAAGCCAAGCCAAGUGUGCGCACAAACCAGGGGUGAUCCUUCAGGAGGACUCAGUUUUCUCGAUUUCCGCUCCUUUCGUAUAUGAGAAGUAAAUUAUCUUUCAUUAUUACUAAUUUUAUUAUCAGAACUCCACAAACAAAA
This is a messenger RNA of Corylus avellana, 850 nucleotides long. RefSeq names its product E3 ubiquitin-protein ligase ATL23-like. Lineage: Eukaryota; Viridiplantae; Streptophyta; Magnoliopsida; Fagales; Betulaceae. The record is from RefSeq and is a predicted model, not a curated record.